GACGUUUCGACUCUUGCAGUUCGGCGAUAUGGCUAACGUUAGAUAACGGGAUGAACAUCUUUUAUUAAACGUAGAAUUAAACAAAAACCAGCAGGAUACAAGUGGGAGUCAGAACAAGGACAAGAUGUUGGAGUCUUAUGUCACACCGCUCCUGAUGAGCUAUGUAAACAAGUACAUCAAGAAUCUGAAGCCAUCUGACCUGCAGCUCUCUCUGUGGGGCGGUGAUGUGGUGCUGAGCAAGCUGGACUUGAAGUUGGAUGUACUGGAGCAGGAGUUGAAACUGCCUUUUACAUUCAUGAGUGGUCAUAUCCAUGAGCUACGUAUCCAUGUACCUUGGACCAAGCUGGGCUCAGAGCCUGUAGUUAUCACCAUCAACACCAUGGAGUGCAUCCUGAAGCUAAGGGAUGGCGCCCAGGAUGACCACGAAAGUGGCUCUAGUUCCACCAGUCGCAGUGUCUCAGACAGCUCCAAGGCUGUGGCCAAGCCCCGUCGCCUACAGCAAGCUGCCCCGAGUGACCCAGACCUGCCUCCAGGCUAUGUCCAAAGUCUGAUCAGACGUGUGGUGAACAACGUGAACAUUGUGGUGAACAACCUGAUCCUUAAGUAUGUGGAAGAUGAUAUUGUGCUGUCAGUCAACAUCACCUCAGCAGAGUGCUACACAGUGGAUGAUUUAUGGGAAAGAGCCUUCAUGGACAUUACUGCUCCAGAGUUGGUCCUAAGGAAACUGAUCAACUUUGCUGACUGCACCGUGUGUUUGGACAAACGGAAUGCUAGCGGCAAAAUUGAGUUUUACCAGGACCCGCUCUUGUACAAAUGCUCCUUCAGAACACGCCUCCAUUUUACAUAUGACAACAUCAACUCUAAGAUCCCAUCUGUCAUAAAAAUCCAUACCAUGGUGGAGAGCCUGAAGUUGUCCAUUACCGAUCAGCAGCUACCCAUGUUUAUACGAAUCUUGGAGCUAAUCAUUGCUCUUUACUAUGGGGAAAUCGGAGGACACAAAGAGGAUGAGGGUGAAGAAGGCAAUGGGCAUGCAAGGGAUUCUGGAGCAAGUUUACCUGGAAUGGAUGUAGACAUGGAAAGGCGAUCUAGCCAAGACCUCUACAUACAGUCUGGUAAUCCUGACGAAGCAAACCAAGGUUGGGUGUCCUGGGCUUGGUCCUUCGUUCCAGCCAUUGUAAGCACAGAGGAAGAAGGAGAGGAUGGUCUCUACCAGCAGCGAGAGAUGGGAAGCAUCCCCAACAGCUCCCAACACCACACACCCAAAGACCCCAUUGUUUCCAUAGGCUUCUACUGCACCAAAGCUUCUGUUACCUUCAAGUUGACAGAGACCCAGUCAGAGAGUAGCUACUAUAGUCCUCAAAAGGUCAAAUCCAAGGAAGUCCUGUGUCUCGAGCAAGAGGGAAUCACGAUUGAGGUGCUCAUGAUGGGGGAGCCCUUCUUUGAUUGCCAAAUCGGUUUUGUGGGAUGUCGGGCACUUUGCCUGAAAAGCAUCAUGGGUGUACGAGAUUUUGAAGAAAACAUGAGCCGCCGUGAAGAGGAUGCAGUGUUCUUCAGCUGUGGGGACAGUCUCAGUAGUAAAGGAAUGACGUAUCUCACCAACUCUCUUUUUGACUAUCGGAGCCCAGAGAACAAUGGAGUCAGAGCUGAGUUUAUCUUGGAUGCUGCUAAUCACAAGGAGACCUAUACAGAGAUAGCGGGCAUGCACCGUUUCGGUGCUUUCUACAUGGAUUAUCUCUACACAAUGGAGGACAGCAGUAGCAAAGGCUCUCAGGAUUUCUCUGGGAUGAGCAUGGAAGAGGUAGUGCCUGCAGUUCAAGAGACAUCCAUCAAGAGGCUGGCGGUAGGACCUUUAGACAUCAGGUUGCAUAGCAGCGCCAUCCAUCGCAUUCUCAAGAUGGUCACCUGUGCCAUGGACCACGAGUAUGAACCCUACUGCAAAGCGCAGCGAGAAAUGACUGAAGAGAACAGUGGUCCAGCUACUCCAGAAGAGAUCUCACAUUUGGAGGAAUUCAUCCCAACUCGACUCACUUGUCUCACUCUGUUCCAAGUCUCAGUCACUGUUUCAAUGGCAGAGUUCAACCUCCUACAUACACUAAUGCCUGUCAUCAUGGGACACAAGGUGGCACCAUGUCUGGUCUCUGUGGCAGAAUUCCAGCCAGUGCGCCCACUACCUUCAGUACAGUUCCAAGUGGAAAGGGUGAACUUUGAACACUCUGUGCCAAUGUAUGCCCCAGAGCUGGUAACCACUGUCAGCAGUCUCAGCCAGCCUUCUGACAACCUGCUACAUCACUGCUAUGCACACCUCUACCUUAAGGUGUUUGGGUUCCAGGCAGGGUUGACAUGCCAGGAUAAAGGAUCUUUUCUACCUCUCAUCCCCAUCAUCCCUUCGUUUAGUACAGCACUCUAUGGAAAACUGAUUCAGCUGCCUGCAUUGUGGAGCAAAAGGUCUUCAGUCCCCACCACAGAGUUUAUUUUUGAACUUCCCCACUUCACUAUACAGGCCACAAGGGCCCAGACACUUUUGCUCCAAACAAUCUGUCAGAGCUGGACCCACAGCAUGGUCAACGGAGCGCCAGUGACACUUAAUGAAAGUCUGCUUACUGAAGUGUACAAGGCUCCAGGUGUGAAAUAUCCAGGCCCGUCACCGACUCUCGAAGGCUCGGUCCAAAACCUGGAGCUGAAGUUCUGCAGCCGUGCGACGGUGAAAUGUGCCUCAGGAACCGUGGGAGCUGUAAAAGUGUGCGCCAGGACCCCAGGUUCAGGAGAGGGAGUGAAGGAGAAGCUGGUUCCUCUGAUUCAAGGUCCAUCUGACACUAAAGAACUACAUAUGAGCCGCUGGCUUAAUGAGAUUCGCAAGCCUGAAUCUUUGCUGGCCCCUGACCUGCUGGCAUUUUCUAUUCAGGUCCCUCAGCAAGGAGAUGAUUGCAGGAACUCAGUGUCACUGCGAGGCCUGGAUUUUGGACAAGCAGAAGAUUCCUGUCCAGGUGCAGACACUAAAUUCAGCCGGCUUCUCCACACACGGAGAGAUGGAUGACUUGGCUGCAUGUGUGGUGCGCUGCAUGCAGUAGGCCGGAAUUCAUGGAGGCCUGUUACCUUGUACUGAAAAUUGGAUAUGACUGUGUGCUUAUUAAAGACAGGAAAUAAAAGCAGGUGUUUUUUUCAGUA
This is a messenger RNA of Neolamprologus brichardi, 3165 nucleotides long. The record is from RefSeq and is a predicted model, not a curated record. Lineage: Eukaryota; Metazoa; Chordata; Actinopteri; Cichliformes; Cichlidae.